This is a messenger RNA of Aspergillus ibericus CBS 121593, 1842 nucleotides long. RefSeq names its product chaperonin-containing T-complex subunit CCT6. The record is from RefSeq and is a predicted model, not a curated record. Gene Ontology annotation, cellular component: chaperonin-containing T-complex. Lineage: Eukaryota; Fungi; Ascomycota; Eurotiomycetes; Eurotiales; Aspergillaceae. The coding region runs from base 68 to 1690 and encodes 540 amino acids. Gene Ontology annotation, biological process: protein folding. Gene Ontology annotation, molecular function: ATP binding; ATP-dependent protein folding chaperone; ATP hydrolysis activity. The transcript is spliced from 7 exons.
GCCAGCCGAUCCUGUUCCCGGUUCUUUCGUUGGGCUUUGUUGCUUGUCGCUCAUUCGUGCUGCAGAAAUGUCUGCAACGCAGUUACUCAAUCCCAAGGCCGAGUCGAGGCGGAGAGCGGAGGCCUUGAAGGUCAACAUCAGCGCUGGUGAGGGUCUUCAGGAUGUUCUGAAGUCUAACCUUGGCCCCUCGGGGACACUGAAGAUGUUGGUGGAUGGUGCAGGCGGAAUCAAAUUGACCAAGGAUGGCAAUGUUCUGCUGCGUGAGAUGCAAAUCCAAAACCCCACGGCUGUUAUGAUUGCCAGAGCUGCAACGGCACAGGAUGAUAUCACCGGUGAUGGAACGACAUCCGUUGUCUUGUUGGUGGGUGAGCUUCUGAAGCAGGCAAACCGACACAUCUCCGAGGGCUUGCACCCUCGUGUCAUCACGGAUGGUUAUGAGAUCGCCAAGAAUGAAGCCCUGAAGUUCCUUGAUCAGUUCAAGCUUGAACGGCCCAUUGACCGCGAACUUUUGCUUUCCGUUGCCCGGACGUCCCUUAGCACGAAGUUGAACAGUGCCCUCGCCGAGAAACUUACCCCUGAUAUCGUCGAUGCAGUUCUCGCCAUCCACAGAGCUCCCGAGAAGCCGGAUCUGCACAUGAUUGAGAUCAUGACCAUGCAACAUCGGACGUCUUCCGACACUAGACUCAUCCGUGGUCUCGCCCUCGACCACGGUGCCAGACACCCUGACAUGCCCAAGCGUGUGGAGAACGCGUUCAUCCUGACAUUGAACGUGAGUCUGGAGUACGAGAAAUCGGAAAUCAACUCCGGUUUCUACUACUCUUCUGCCGAGCAGAGGGACAAGUUGGUGGAGAGUGAGCGCAAGUUCGUGGAUGCCAAGCUGAAGAAGAUCGUGGAGCUCAAGCAGCAUGUUUGCGGCACUGACCCGAACAAGAACUUCGUUGUCAUCAACCAGAAGGGAAUUGACCCCCUGAGCUUGGAUGUCCUGGUUAAGAACGGUAUCCUGGCUCUCCGGAGAGCUAAGCGGAGGAACAUGGAGCGUCUCCAGCUUAUCUGUGGCGGUACUGCACAGAACAGCGUUGAGGACCUGACGCCCGAUGUUCUCGGAUGGGCUGGCCUCGUUUACGAGCACCAGCUUGGCGAAGAGAAGUUCACUUUCGUUGAGGAAGUCAAGGACCCCAAGUCCGUCACUAUCCUCAUCAAGGGACCCAACCAGCACACCAUCGCACAGGUCAAGGAUGCUGUCCGCGACGGUCUGCGGUCCGUAUACAACACCAUCGUUGAUGGCUGUGUCAUCCCCGGUGCCGGUGGUUUCCAGGUGGCCUGCGCUGCUCACCUUUCUUCCGAGGCCUUCCGCAAGUCGGUCAAGGGCAAGGCCAAGUGGGGCGUCCAGGCCUUCGCCGAUGCUCUUCUGAUCAUUCCCAAGACCCUUGCGGCUAACUCGGGCCACGAUGUCCAGGACUCAUUGGCGGCUUUGCAAGACGAGCAGUCGAACGGCAACACCGUUGGCUUGGACCUGACCACCGGCGAGCCCAUGGACCCCAUCCAGGAGGGUGUGUUCGAUUCCUUCCGCGUGCUGCGCAACUGCAUCGCGUCCAGCACGGGUAUUGCCUCGAACCUCCUGCUCUGUGAUGAACUGCUGAAGGCCAGACAAAUGGGCCGGCAAGGUGGACCUGGCGGCAUGGAUGAGUAAUGUGGCUGUUAUGUAAAGAACAUCAGAUGCCCUCAUAUCUGGACUACUGGUUUAGAAAAAACAUUCUAUGUCAAAAAUUGUACUCAACCAAUACGGAAACCAUGCUAAUACUACCCCGACAUAUCCUAAUCAAUACGAUCACCUUGAUCCAC